AUAAAUUAGGAGCGAUAUACUGGAUGAGUGAUUCGAGAAUCAGUCUGAAUCGUCUUUCAAGACAUGUUGCAUGGAGGAGACAUCAAGUGACAAUCACUUAUCUAGAGGUGUUGGUCAGUGAAGUGUCAGACCACAUGUAGUCACUCUCUUUGGUGUUUUAUUAGAUGUAUAGUGUUCUGUACGUUUUGUAUGGCGAGUUUUGUUCAGGCUGAUUGAUUUGUGCUCGAAUGUGAUUCUGCUUACAUUUUGUGUUUUUACUGUUCGUUUUGGUUUCGUUUUCUCCAGCGAUUUUUCGUUACGUUUUGCUAUCGACGAUUUGUUUUCGGUUUCCUUCGUUCGAUGUGAUAGAUUGCACACAUAGUCAUUUUUGCCUCGAUUUUCCUAUUUUUGUUGAAAACGAAUGCCAACUGGAUGGAAUUCUGAUUUUUCUAACCAUUUGUUGAUGAAAUUGUCUUUGUUUGUUAUCUCAGCUGUUCACAAGAACCGUUGUUCAGUUAACCUUAAAUAUUUCUCAUUGUAUUAAAUCAACAGUGGUAUUUGACGAAAACCUGUAGGAAAUAUCAUUGAUGACUGUCCAAUAUAAUCAGUUUGUCCUUACUGGGGGUCCUGGAAUAUUCUUCCGUCUUCUCUUAAAAUGGAGGGGAGGUGUAUUGAAGCUGAUUUCACUUGACCUCAUCAUAUUUGCUUCUAUUUAUACAUUAAUAAGCUGUUUGUAUCGGUUUGCAAUUUCUGAGAACGCACAAAGAAAUUUUGAACGUCUGAUCCUAUUUACUUCCAGGUUCCAAGCUAUGAUUCCGGUUGCAUUUAUCCUUGGUUUUUAUGUUGCCUUAGUUUUUGCACGCUUUUGGAACUAUUUCACGACGAUUCCGUGGGUGAUGAGUUUCGCACUUACUCUUGUUACCCACCUUCCUGGUAGCGCAGAACGCAAUCGUCUGAUACGUCGGACAUGCAUGAGAUAUAUAAUGGCAAAUCUUAUAAUUGCAGCUGCCCAUCUUAAUGUCGUCGUCAAGAAACGUUUUCCAACUUUUGAGCUUUUCGUUGCUUCAGGCGUACUUACCGAGGAUGAAGCAAGAAUUAUUAGAAGUGUACAAUCUGUUCAUAUGCAACCAUUUGUUCCUGUUGUAUGGGCGACUUCUCUUAUCACUUUAGCUAGAAAAGAAGGACUAAUCAAAAAUCCGCAUGCAUACGUUCUUUUGGUAGACGAACUUAACACUUUCCGUCAAAAAAUAUUAUAUAUAAUGAUGAUGGAUGAUGUUUGUAUUCCGUUGGUUUAUACACAGGUUGUCACACUAUCUGUGUACUCUUAUUUUGUCGCGUCUCUUAUAAGUAGUCAAUUCAUCAUCAACAGUUCACCUUUUGCAGGCAUAGCACGUUCGCAUGAUCUUUUCUUCCCGUUUUUCACAUUUCUGGAACUUUUUGUUUAUGUGGGAUGGCUAAAAGUUGCUGAAACACUUGUGAAUCCAAUGGGAGAAGAUGAUGAGGAUAUUGAUAUUAAUGAGAUAAUCGACUUUAAUUGGAGAUCUAGUCUAGUAUAUCAUAAAAAUUUUGAUCACUAGCGUAAUGAACAUAUGCUGAAAUAAGGAAAAACAAUUUUUAAGAAGUACUGAUUAUAGAUAAAAUUCUUGUUUACUAGUUAAUAUCAACUAUAUUUCAAAGUAGCCGCAAAAAUGUAAAAUACUCAAAGGUGCUAAAUGCUACAUAAAUAAAAUUCGCACGUUAAUUAGGUCUAUCUUUUACGACCAUAUUUCAGUGAUUCGAAGGUUUUGUAUCACAGACAAAUUUUAAUAAAUUAUAAUAGUUUGAUUUCAAAAGCUAAACCCAUAAUCCCAUUUUAUGAAGUAACUUUCAAAUGUUCAAGUUAGAUUUGUCAGUAAUAAUAAUGUAUUAUAAACUAAUUAAGAUGAAGCAUAUGAUGAUUUCUAAUCCAAUGAAUCACUUUUUCAUAAAUGAUGGCAGUUAUACAAUAAUUAAUACUAGAAUGCAAUAAAAUUCCCCAUUACUAAUUUGUAUAUUUAUUUAUUCAUAAAUUUCAACAUGUUUCAAUAAGUAACCUACAUAUUGAAUUAUAACAAGAACUUUCUAAUUGAUGUACAAACUAUCAUUCUGCUGAUCGUAAAGAAUUCUGUCUCUUUCACAGUAGUGAACUAAUAUUAGUUUUAGGAAUUAGUAUGCUAAAACACAGCAAAUUAAUAAACGUUUAAUCUAAGUGGAUAAAAAUACAUUAAAAAGUUUGUCACAGAUGUCACUAAUUUCACUUAUCGAUACAGUUCUAAAAUUUAGAAAGCAAUGAAGAAGGACCGGCGUAUUAAACAUAAGUAGAUGAUAAUUUAAGCUGCUGAUAAUUCGUUUUAUCUUUUGCCUAAUGUCUUGAGGAUUCAUUUGAUAUUAACUGUAUCACAGCCUAAAAAAAACUAUUUAUGAUUGCUUGAAUACAAGAAAGAGCUGUUUUGUGUAGUGUAUUUUAGACUAAAGGGCUGAAAUAGAUUAACUGAGAUGUCUGCUAAACACGUAAUCCUACAUCUAUUUGUUUUCAGUUGAUUCAACUUUUUCUUCUAAAUAAUUAUAACAUUUUUUUAUUGAUUUGGUGUUUGUAUGGUAUCUCAUAGUCUAAUGAUUUGACAGAUAUAUUAAAAUUUACAAUCUGUAUUGUUGCUUCCGUCUAUAUAAUGAAAUAUUUAAAAUAAAUGUAACAGUAGCUUAUGCUAUCAUGUGACAUUAAAGAACAGUCUUUGACUGUUAAAUGAUUCCACUUCAUGGUCAGUGUUAUCAAUCUGUUUUAAUCUUCGUUUCGAAGAUUUCGUGGUGUGUGGUAGAUGGAGUAAGAACAAGUGCACCCGCCAUUGUACGAGACGCCCAUUGGAGACAAUCCGUUGUAGAACUUCCACAUACGGAACGGUCGAAACGUUUAAAUGUUGGAUCAAGGAAAGGGUCAAUUUAUGAUCUGAAUGUUCCUGUUGGUCCAGAACUACGCGAUCUUAUGGCAGCUUUAUCCACAGCACGACAGAUGCAGAUGCUAUCUAAACAUAUUAUUUUGAUUCAGCACUUUUACGCCAAAAAGGCGCCAUACUACAAAAUAAAGAAUUUUUUUGGUUUGGAUCAAUAACAGUGUCUAUCUGCUCAGAAUAUUAGGAACGUGCGAUUCACACACAUAUUACUUUGCAUUUUUUUUAUAUCGAAAGUAAACCGAAUAAUCGAUGUAAACGUUUACCUAACCAUGAAAUUUACUGUAAUACCCUCCCAGAUUUUAAAAAUUAUCCUAAGUGCUUCUUAUGAACUUUUGUAUAUUUACGAAACGGAACAGAACUCUAAACUCCU
Molecule: messenger RNA, 3315 nt
Organism: Schistosoma bovis
Lineage: Eukaryota; Metazoa; Platyhelminthes; Trematoda; Strigeidida; Schistosomatidae
Source: the annotation of a GenBank genome assembly